Messenger RNA from Diorhabda sublineata, 2822 nucleotides. RefSeq names its product protein obstructor-E (gene Gasp). Gene Ontology annotation, molecular function: chitin binding. The coding region runs from base 546 to 1370 and encodes 274 amino acids. The record is from RefSeq and is a predicted model, not a curated record. Gene Ontology annotation, cellular component: extracellular region. The transcript is spliced from 5 exons. NCBI's taxonomy places the organism in Eukaryota, Metazoa, Arthropoda, Insecta, Coleoptera, Chrysomelidae.
AGGCAGUCUUGAUUUUUGGGCGUGGCUAUAUUUGUCGCAUUGGACAUAAAUUUUUUUUAAUUUUACCUUCGCCUCGGUUAUAUAGGAGGAAAUAUCUUUUAUUUGAAUUAAAAUUCUUAUUAAAUGUGUCUAGGUAAACAAUAUCGUUUAAAAUCGAAAAAAAAAUGUAUAAUUUGAGACUCCCCGUAUAAUUUAAGUGUUAUAUUCAGUACUUUAACUAUAGUUUUGGGAUAUUUACGAGUUUUUAUAGCAAUUUCGAAUUUGACAUUUCUACUGAUUGAAUUGAAAUUUUUUUCUCAGUGUAUUGUCAUCGUCCCUUAAAAAAUUUGAUUUAUAUGUGUGAAAUAAGUAAAAAAAAAACAUAAUAAAAGUAUAUUAAAAAUAAAAAAUAUAAAAUUCGCCGGUUUCGAGUAAUAAACCAACAUACGAAUACGUGGUUUUCGAUCCCGCCAUCGAAAUGAGUAGAAGGGAUCUGCAUCUAUAAAGAAAGACAAUCAGCCGCGAAGAACCCAGUAACUCGUAGUACCGCUAAAGAAAAUAGUACCAUGAAGAGAUUCGCGUGUUUGAUGGUGCUCAGUGCACUCUAUUCAACUGUUCACAGCCAAGAAAAUUUCAAAUGCCCCGACGACUUCGGUUUUUACCCCCACCAUAUCUCCUGCGAUAAAUAUUGGAAAUGUGACAACAAUGUAGCAGAGUUGAAAACUUGCGGUAACGGUUUAGCCUUCGACGCAAGUGAUUCUAAAUUCUUGACUGAAAACUGUGAUUAUAUCCAUAAUGUAGACUGCGGCGACAGGUCUCAACUAGAGCCUCCAAUAAGUUCGCCCCACUGUGAUAGGUUGUACGGUAUAUUUGCUGACGCUACCAAAUGUGACGUAUUCUGGAAUUGUUGGAACGGUGAAGCCUCCAGGUACCAGUGUUCCCCUGGUCUUGCGUACGACAGAGAAGCCCGAGUGUGUAUGUGGGCCGACCAAGUGCCAGAAUGUAAAAACGAAGAAGUUGCAGGUGGAUUUGUAUGCCCUGCUGCAGGGGAAAUAUCGAACGCCGGAUCUUUUUCAAGACACGCACACCCAGACGAUUGCAGAAAAUAUUACAUCUGCCUCGAAGGUCAAGCUAGAGAAUACGGUUGUCCCAUCGGUACCGUAUUCAAAAUCGGCGACGCCGAUGGUACCGGUAACUGCGAGGACCCAGAAGACGUACCUGGAUGCGAAGACUACUACGGCGAUUUGGAUCUGAAGAGCAUCCGCAAGAGCGAGCUUUUGGCAGGUCUUCAAAGCAACGGCGCUUCGCGUCCCGCAACUAACGCGGCCCCCAAAAAACCCAGACCUGCACCUGCGUCGCGUAACGCGCCCGAAUCACCGAACAACAAUUAAAUUUUAAACUACUAUUUUUAAAUAAGUAGAUAGUCGGAAAUGGAAGCCCUUCAUAAGGGCUCGUUAGCUUUGAUUUUCUUAUCUAAUACAUAAUUUCAAACUUUAUAUUUCUAUAAAUAAAAGUAGUUCAUUUAACAACCACGUUCGUCGACGUCAAAUAUGACAUUUGUCAAGUUUUUUCCGAUAUUUAACGUCAAAUGUCAUAUUUUUCUCAUAACCUCAAAUCAGAAGUAAAUAAAUCUUCAUUUUUGCCAUUUACGUAGCAUUCAAGGUCAAUUAUGUCACGUGAUAUGUCAAUUUACCCACUAUAUUCUCUAGUCUUAUCAACCUUCUAUUAACGAUGUUUUUAUUCACAAAAAAUUAGUAUUUUUAUACAUUUCCCUUUCUACAUUCACAUAUUUAUUACUAUAUUUUUAAAAAAUUAAUAUUUUCCAAUUUUCAAAAUACGAACGAGAUUUUAAAGCUCAUUAUUUACUUAUUUAAAGUUUUAGAUAUAAAUCUAUCAAAUCGGUCCUAAAAUUUGUUCAGUAUUCUCUAAAUGCAGGGAAACACGUUAAAUGCAUUUUAUAAAAUGGACUUCUGAUGGAAAACCCUGUAGUUUUUUAAUUAACGUAAAUAAUUGUAACAGUAAAAUAAUUUAGUAUUUAUUAAUAAACAGAUUUUUUUUUAUUAUUACACUGUAUAAUUUUAUAUCAUUUGCUUUCAAUGUUUCGUCCAUAAAACCUCACUCUGUAUGUUUACAAUCGACGCGGUUUCAAAAAAAGUUUUGUAUAAUAAUAAAUUUGAUGAUACAGAUCGUUCCAUGACUGUUUUUCUACGCUGUAUCUCAAAAAUAUUUUGUUAAAUGGUACAAAAUUAAAUUCCUCUUCUUUUUAUAUACAUAUAUAUAAUAUAAACAUUAAAUAAAAAACCGUUUAAAAAUAACAAGUUUAUUUUUUAACCCUAUAAAAAAUCUAACUUUUCUUCCUAACACCGCCCCUGUUGAUGUACUAUACAAGUUUCUUUCUUUAUAUAUCUGUGGUGGACUAUUUUCAUGGUAAAGUCUAUUUCUAAUCAUCGUUAUCAUAUUUAUAUCAUGGUAAGGUAAAUCUAAAUAAUAUUCAUAGUAUAUAAACGGAGAGUCAUAAUUAAUACAACCCUGUAACUUAUUAAAAAAAGUUAGAUCAAGAUACUAAUUUAUUUUAACUUAUGACUCUCCCUGUAUUCAUCGAAAUAUAUAGCUCACAUAUGGUAUAACAAAAUUUGUGUUGAAAAUGGUAUUACCAUUUAAUAAAAUUAAUCAAAUAUGUCUAUCAAUUACCUUGAUAAAUAAUAAACAGCAUUUUAUUAUAUAUAGAUCGAUCAAAUCAAUUAUAGAUUAUAACCCAACUUUUUGUUUAUUGUUAAAUAUACGUUAGUAGGCUUGCAUAUGUCAUAUGUGUAUAUUACAUGUGAAUAAAAAAAGGAUAGAUA